Messenger RNA from Gadus chalcogrammus (walleye pollock), 1421 nucleotides. RefSeq names its product regulator of microtubule dynamics protein 2. Gene Ontology annotation, cellular component: cytoplasm; spindle microtubule; mitotic spindle pole. The transcript has 11 exons. Lineage: Eukaryota; Metazoa; Chordata; Actinopteri; Gadiformes; Gadidae. The record is from RefSeq and is a predicted model, not a curated record. Gene Ontology annotation, molecular function: microtubule binding. The coding region runs from base 56 to 1333 and encodes 425 amino acids.
AAAGCUGACGGUCAGGAUAAGCCAGUGCCUCCCAGUUUACCUACACCACGGCAGCAUGGCUCACGCUGACAGCAAGCUGAUGGUCAUCGGGGCUCUGGCCGGUGUGGCGGGCGUCAGCCUGGCCGCCGUCUGGUACCACAGCCUCCGGUCCCGGCGCCGGGACUCCUGGCCCGCCGCGUGCCUCGACGGCCCCGGGGGCAGCCGGCCCGGCGGCGGUCUGACGGUGGUGGACGGCGGGGCCGGCGGCGGGUCGGCCUUGGCGGGCCAGGCGGAGGUGCUGGACCGCCUGGAGGCUCUGAUCCGCUGCGUCUCGGAGCUGAAGGACGAGAUGAGGGCCCUGAAGAGCGCCCUGCCCCUGCUGCCCGACCAGGUGAGGGAGGAGAUGAAGAGCGGCCGGACGGAGGGCGGCGGCGGCGCGGGGUCCCGCCGGACCACCCCCACCCGCAGGAAGCGGGCCGCCGCGGCCGCCGGAUUGGCCGCCAGAAGCGGAGGUCAAAGUUCAGAGGAAGCAGAGAGUGAGGGAGGGUAUAUGACGGCGCUGACAGACUCUGACGAAGAGGAACCAAGCCCGGGGUCACCGAGACAGGAGGAGGAGGAGGAAGAGGAGGGCGAGGAGGAGCCUGUUGACCAGCUGGUCGCCCUCCUGGGGCGGGUCGACGCUCUUCACCGAGGGGACAGUUGCGGCAAGAGACAGAGUCUCGAUGCACUUCUGGAGAAGAAGGAGGAGUACGGACUCAGCGCGUCGCUGCUGUGGCGCCUGGCCCGGGCCUACUGUGACGCCCAUGACCUCGCAGACGGCCUGGAGGAGAAGAAGGCCCUGGCACUGAGCGGGAAGGAGGCGGGUGCGGAGGCGGUGAGGCUAAACCCUUCAUGUGCCGACAGUCAUCAGUGGUACGCCAUCAUGUGUGGUUUAAUGGCUGAAUACGACACGGUGCAGAACAAGAUCAAGAACGGCUUCAUCUUCAAGGACCAUCUGGAUAAAGCCAUUGAACUGAAGCCAGAGGAUCCCAUGUCCUACUACCUAUUGGGUCGCUGGUGCUAUGCUGUGGCUCAGCUAUCGUGGAUCGAGAGGAAGGUUGCCACCACGCUGUUCGGUGAACCCCCCAGUGCCACGGUCCAAGACGCCCUGAAGAACUUCCUCAAGGUUGAGGAUAUCUCUCCUGGAUACUCCAAACAGAACUACGUGUUCUUAGCCAAGUGUUUUAAGGACCUGGGCCAGAAGAGCCAGGCCAGGAGGAUGUGUGAAGCCGCCUGCUCCAUGGACACCGUCUCUAAAGAGGAUGAGGAUGCGGCGAAGGAGCUCACUGUGCUGUGCCCGAUGCUUGGUGUUUGACGAGGCUAAGCCCCCUCCAUCACCUCAGAGCUGAGGCCCGGAUCCCUCCAGCACCCCCACGACUGCCCGCACCACCGGGCGCUACAGG